AUUUGCUGUGAAUCGUAGAGGCUGUGUCGAUUAUUUAUUUCGAAAAUAUAUUAAGUCCAGUGUUAAAACAAGAUUUAAACGAUGAUAGGGAGUGAUUAUACUUUAGAACUGUGCAAUGUGUUCCAUUCUGGCCAAGUGGAACCGGGGAGUUUCUUCCAGCGACUAACGGGAGGUGUAAAGACUGGAAUCAUUCUAAAAGAUGUCUCCUUCAUCACACAUAGCGGAGAAGUUACCGCUAUAUUGGGAUCAAAAGGUAGCGGUAAACGCGCUCUUCUCGACGUCAUUAGUCGCCGGGUACCUUCAAAAGGCCACAUUCUCUUGGAAGGAGUGCCUUUGGAAGAAGACCACUUCAGGAAUUCAUGUGCCGUGGUGAAACACUCCACGAAAUUACUUCCUGGGCUGACGGUACAACAGACGUUGUCGCUGUCGUUAACUAAGAUUUCAGGAUAUCUCAAAUCUUCAAAGGUGAAACAAGUGAUGGCAGAUUUAACGUUGUCUCAGGUGGCUAAUAAAUGCGUGACAAGUUUGACAAAGAGCGAAUACAGAAGACUCGUGAUAGGAGUACAGUUAAUACGAGACCCAAUUAUUCUGUUGCUGGAUGAACCGACAUGGGACUUGGAUCCAUUGAACACCUAUUUGGUGAUAUCAAUACUGUCAAACGUAGCGAAAAAAUAUGGCACAGCAAUCAUUCUCACUAUGGAAAAGCCACGAUCAGAUGUCUUCCCCUUCCUUGAUCGUGUUGUCUACUUGUGUCUGGGAGACGUGGUGUAUGCAGGACCGACACGAAACCUUUUGGAUUACUUUGGAAGUAUCGGUUUUCCUUGCCCACAACUGGAGAAUCCACUGAUGUAUUAUUUAUGUCUAUCAACAGUAGACAGACGGUCGCGAGAACGUUUCAUAGAAUCAAAUCAUCAAAUAGCAGCAUUAGUCGAAAAGUUCAAAAUAGAAGGACAAAGUAUCAUGCAGGGCAACCCCACGGAACACAGUCGAAUAAUUAAUCCGAACAAAAUACAAAUGAAUUAUGGUAAACCUGGCGGAUUAAAAGUCAUUUGUAUGUUAUACUUACGAAUUCUUCUAUCGAUAUUCAACUUCAAAAGCAAUGGUAUAAAACAAAUGUCUAUGAGGCUUCUAUCAUUACCAUUUUACUUCUUCAUUUUGUGGAUAUUUUAUAAUGAAGCAAAGGAUUAUCAAAGGGCUUUUAUAACAAAAAGCGGCCUCAUAUUUAACGCGAUGAUAGGAACAUAUUUCAUCAGUAUUAUGAACACAAUUUGUCUCUACGGUCCAUACAGAACUCGGUACUAUCAAGAAUCGCAGGAAGGUCUAUACAGUGGUGCUAGUCUUCUAUUAGCGUGGAAUAUGGUGUCAUUGCCAUUUUCAUUCCUGACUUCAUUUGCAUCAGCGGCUAUCAUUUAUCCAAUUUUAGGAGACAUCACAGAAAGCAUGGACUAUGUGUACUUCGCUUUAGUGUUAUGGUCAUGCUACAUCUACGCUGAGCAGCAGUCCUUGGCUAUCAUGAUGUUCGUCAAAAACGGCUUAAUUGCCGCCAUAGUGAACAUUUACAUCACAUGCAUAUAUGUUAUGCUAGCUAGCGGUGUCUUAAGAUCCUACAAAGGCUACGAAGAUUGGCUGUUCUAUCUAACAUACAUUACUCACACGAGAUACGCCUCCAUAUUCCUCCACCGAAACAUUUUCAAGCAGCCGACGUUCAACAUUUUGCCCUACAGCGACGAAGAAAAUUGCACAUCCAUCACUAGCCUGAUCCAAACCUCCGCAAAUCUUAACACAAAUUCAAACGCAAACUGUAGAUACGCGAGCGGCAAAGCAUUUUUGACAGAACGUUUUACCGCCAAAAAUUUCGCGGGUGACAUUUAUUUGACAGGAGACUUCAACCCAGAUUUUAAUUUGGGCGUAUCGUUUGCUUUCUCUGUGGGCAUCAUGGUUUUUAACAAAUUUUUAUAUUUAAUACCUUUACCGGGCUAUAUCGCUGAUAAAUUUAGGGAAUAGUUUGUAUUUAUGUUUAAUUUACUUUAGAGUGUAGUGUGUAAUAAAAAUUCACAUAAAAAUCA
Messenger RNA from Colias croceus (clouded yellow), 2066 nucleotides. RefSeq names its product ATP-binding cassette sub-family G member 5. The coding region runs from base 82 to 2004 and encodes 640 amino acids. Lineage: Eukaryota; Metazoa; Arthropoda; Insecta; Lepidoptera; Pieridae. The transcript has 13 exons. Gene Ontology annotation, molecular function: ATP binding; ATP hydrolysis activity. The record is from RefSeq and is a predicted model, not a curated record. Gene Ontology annotation, cellular component: plasma membrane.